Molecule: messenger RNA, 747 nt
Organism: Cydia splendana
Lineage: Eukaryota; Metazoa; Arthropoda; Insecta; Lepidoptera; Tortricidae
Exons: 1
Coding region: 1-747 (248 amino acids)
Source: RefSeq, a predicted model, not a curated record
AUGGCACUCUAUGGGGCCCCAAUAUGGGCAGAAUCCCUGAACGCUCGGAACGUGGCCCUGUUGCGCAGACCCCAACGGGUUAUAGCCACAAGAGCGAUACGAGCGUACAGGACGGUCUCCUUUGAGGCGGCGGCGUUGCUGGCCGGCAGCCCACCAUGGGACCUGGAGGCUGGGGUCCUGGCGGCGGUAUAUUGGCAAGUUGCGGAAGAGCGGGCGGCGGGAAAUCGUCCACUUCCGGAGGAGAUCAAGCUUUGGAGGGAGGAGGCCAAGGAUGACCUUCUCCGGAGGUGGGAUGAAAGGCUAGAAGCCCCGAGCGCAAGCCGCGAGGUGGUGGGCGCAGUACGCCCAGUCCUUAGGGACUGGUUGAAGCGCGACUUCGGGCCAAUGACGUACCACUUGACACAGGUACUUACUGGGCACGGUUGUUUUGGUAGGUACCUGUGGCGAGUGGCACGACGAGAGGACACAGCGGUGUGCAAGCACUGUGACAGAGGUGAGGAGGACACGGCGCAUCACACCCGCGCCGUAUGCCCUGCGUGGGAUGAACCGAGAUCGGAGAUGGCUGCGGUUCUUGGAGCAGACCUAUCGCUGCCGGCAAUAGCCAGUGCGAUGGUCCGUAACAGAGGCACCUGGGAGGCGGUCGUCGCGUUCUGCGACGCUGUCAUGUCCCUAAAGGAGGCGGCGGAGAGAGAGCGAGAGGACGAUCCCCUCUCGCUCCCUAUCAGUCAGUGGCAAAAGCCGCAAUAG